AUGCAAUGCAGGUCAGUGGCUCAUCGCUUAUACUCCAAGGCCUCCCACAUAACGACGCCAAUUUUCUAUCCCAAUGCUAAACCACACCUUGGCCAUCUGUACUCCAGUUUAUUAUGCGACGUUCGUCAUCGAUGGCAGCUGUUGAAAGGACAUGUAUCCUUAUUUACCACAGGCACUGAUGAACAUGGACUGAAAAUCCAAAUAGCCAGUGAAACUAAUGGAUUUGAUCAGCCAAAAAAGUUUGUAGAUAAGCUAUACCUAGAUUUUGUUCAAUUGGACAAAAUAUAUGAUAUCAGUUACACUAGAUUCAUAAGAACCACAGAUCCUGAUCAUAUUGAAAACGUGAUAAGACUCUGGGAACUAUGUUUAAAAAAUGGCUUUAUUUACAAAGGUGACCAUAAAGGUUGGUAUUCAAUUUCUGAUGAAACAUUUUAUCCAGAAUCAAAGGUUAUUAAAGAUCCUAAACACGAAGGUAAAUAUUUGAAUACUGAAUCUAAUAAUGAAGUAUGUUAUCAAUCGGAAACAAAUUAUUUUUUCAAAUUAUCUCUAUUUGAGAGGAAACUACAUAACCACAUAAAGAACAACCCAGAUUUUAUUUUUCCUUCCUCCAAGAAAGAUCAAAUACUAAAAGAGCUAGAAGCUGGUGGGAAUUUACCAGAUUUGUCGAUAUCAAGACCCUCUGCACGGCUCAAGUGGGGUAUACCGACUCCUAAUGAUCCGUCCCAAAGAGUUUAUGUGUGGUUUGAUGCCUUAUGUAACUACCUUUCCUCUGUCGGCGGAAUACCCUCCAUCCUCCAUGACACUACCGAGGUGGUUUCAAAACAUCAGGACGCUAGAUUAAAUGAGGAGACUCAAUUGACAAUACCACAUCCGAGGGAAAUUUGGAAGAAUACGAUCCAUGUAAUAGGCAAAGACAUCGCCAAAUUUCAUACCAUAUACUGGCCUUCUUUCUUAUUCGCUGCUGGAUUGCCUUUACCAAAGCAAAUUGUCGUUCAUGGACACUGGCUAUGUAAUGGAGUGAAAAUGUCAAAAAGUCUCGGCAAUGUUGUAGAUCCAAUUGUCAUGGCAAAGUAUUAUGGCGCCGAUAUUGUGCGUUGGUUCUUAUUAGAAAAUUCCAAGUUGGAGGAGGAUGGUGAUUUUCAAGAAUCAAAAUUAUUCGAAACAAGAGAGUUGCUAGUCUCCAAAUGGGGUAAUCUGAUUAAUAGAUGUUGCGGCUCAAAGUUUAAUAUUGAAAGAGCUGUAACGAAGUUUAGUUGUAAGGGGGAUCUAAACUUGCAAAAAAUCUUUCAAAAUGAACCACAGACUUCUCAACGAGUUGAAAAUCUGCUUGAAUUAUUGGACAAAUCAAAGGAGGUAUUUGACGAAAAAAUAGCUAUAUUCCAGUAUUCUCAACUGUUAAAAUACGUCUGGGGUAUAAUCAACGACGCAAAUACCUUGGUUCAAAAUAGUAAGCCUUGGGAGAGAGAAGUCGACCAACAGGAUGCCAUAAUAUUCUUGUCUAUGGAAACCUCAAGAAUACUAUCUAUUUUGUGUCAGCCUAUAAUGCCAUCUCUUUCACAGCGCCUUCUAGAUCGCAUUGACGUUUCGAAGGAGAAAAGGACAAUAACCUACACUAAAUUGGGGUCCGAUGAAACUUACGGAAAACAUUCUAAUCUGAGAGGCAGAGAAGUGCCAUUGAAGAAAAUCGCAUACAGGUUAUCGGAGCAAGUAAUGGACAUUAAGUGA
Saccharomyces kudriavzevii IFO 1802 is the source of this 1725-nucleotide messenger RNA. RefSeq names its product methionine--tRNA ligase MSM1 (gene MSM1). NCBI's taxonomy places the organism in Eukaryota, Fungi, Ascomycota, Saccharomycetes, Saccharomycetales, Saccharomycetaceae. The transcript has a single exon. Gene Ontology annotation, biological process: methionyl-tRNA aminoacylation. The record is from RefSeq and is a predicted model, not a curated record. The coding region runs from base 1 to 1725 and encodes 574 amino acids. Gene Ontology annotation, molecular function: ATP binding; methionine-tRNA ligase activity.